This is a messenger RNA of Rotaria sp. Silwood2, 1155 nucleotides long. Lineage: Eukaryota; Metazoa; Rotifera; Eurotatoria; Philodinida; Philodinidae. The record is from the annotation of a GenBank genome assembly.
AUGCUUCUUAUUCGAUCUCCAACAUUAACAUUUGCGUUUAUAUAUUUCAUAUUUUCAAUUGUUUUAAUGAUCUUAACAUUUACUCUUAUUGAACAUGAACAUUCACAAAAUGCUCUACAACUUUUGAUAAUAUGUCCACCAUUAAAUUGUGUAUUUCUAUUUCUAUUUUCUGUUAUAUGGAUUGAACGUCGUUUUCGUUUAUCGUAUAUUCCAUUUAUAUGUUUAUUAAUUUUAAUGUCUUCAUCUAUAACAUUAACAAUAGUAUCAAGUUUAUUUUUUUCAUUAUCAACAAUAAUAUAUUUAAAUUUUAUUUAUUAUUGUUUUUUUUCAAUUUUAUUUUUAACAAUAAUUAUUAUAAUUAUUAUAUCAUAUUCAUAUGGUGCAUUAUUCAUACAUCGUUAUCGUAAUAUGAUGACCAUAGAACAACAAAAUAAUGAAAUAUUAAAAAAUGCUGAUCAUCUUCAAAUAGAUAAACUUGUAUUAAAAUCAACUAAUAAUGAUGAAUUAGUCUUAUUUAUGUCAAAAUUACCUGGUCGUCGUAUUCGUCAUGAUAUACGUAAUAUAGAAGAUGAUUUAAAUCAAAUUCAAGUUCAUACAAUAAUAACAUUAAAUGAAGCAAAAGAAUUAUCAUUUAUGAAUAUGACAAAUAAAAAUAUCUAUAAUAUGGAUACAUAUUCAAUGCAUAUAAAACGAGCUAAUAUUCAACAUAUUAUUUAUCCAAUACGUGAUCGUUUUAUACCAAAAUCCAUAAGUGAUUAUAUACAAUUUAUAUACAGUAUUAUAAUAAAUGCAAAUCAUUUGAAUCAUAAUCAUAUCCUUGUACAUUGUAUGGGUGGAAUGGGACGAACUGGAAUGACAAUCGUAUGUUUAGAACUUGUCUAUGAAUAUAUUAUGAAAAAUAAUGAUGAACAAGAAAAAACUCAAAAAUUUAUAGAACGUUUUUGUCAUUAUCCAUUUUUACUGACAAAUUAUUGUCGAGUAUGUCAUGCUAUUUCAAAUGUAAGAAAAGCACGACGAGGAACAAUUCAUAAUCCAUUACAAAUUAUUUUUGUUCAUGAGUUUUAUGCUCGUUUAAAAUCUUCUUCAUAUAUGCGUCAAAUCAAAAAAAUUCUCGAACGUAAUGAAAAUCUUCUAUCCAACAAUCAAGAUGAAUAA